Anopheles marshallii is the source of this 2193-nucleotide messenger RNA. RefSeq names its product eukaryotic translation initiation factor 4 gamma 1-like. Gene Ontology annotation, molecular function: mRNA binding; protein binding; translation initiation factor activity. The transcript has 2 exons. Bases 1 to 2193 code for a protein of 730 amino acids. The record is from RefSeq and is a predicted model, not a curated record. Lineage: Eukaryota; Metazoa; Arthropoda; Insecta; Diptera; Culicidae. Gene Ontology annotation, cellular component: eukaryotic translation initiation factor 4F complex.
AUGGCAACCGAUAGUGGCGAUGUCGCCACGCUGGCACAGUCGACGGUGGCGGAAAAGCGCCAAGAGGAGGAUAACAACAACAAGAUCGAUCUGGUAGCGGACACGGUAUCGAAGCUUAGCCUGAACGGUACGCUGGGUGAACAUGGUGAAAAUGAAACGGCAUCGGCUGGUGGCUCGCUGGAGGAAAACAAGCUGAACAAUAACAGCAGCAGCAGCACCGGUGCUGAUGGUGAUGAAACAGCAGCGACCGACAGUACGGUCGGUAACAAUAACAGCUCGGAACCGGCUACUCCAACCACCCCAACGGGUGGUGUUGCCGGACCCGGUGGUCCAUUAUCGAUCGGCAAGCGCAUCCGCCGUACGUCGGAAAAGCUGAACGAGGAUGCGGUAAACGGUGCACGCAAGAAAUAUUCCCUCGAUCUGCUGCUUUCGCUAAAGGAUUCGGCAAUUGGGCGUGAGAAACCAACCACGAUACCGGACGUUUGUAAAUCGCUGCUGAAAUCGAGCCCGGGUACGUUCGUUUCCUCGUCCCGUCAUAUUGGUGGUAGGGGAGGUGGUGGUGGCGGUGUUGGAAAUAUCGGUGGUGGACAGGAUAACAGUCUGCUGCCCGCGUUCAUGAGGGGUAUGGGAUUCGGUGGUCCACCGUUUGGCGAGGGAGCAGACGGUGGCAGUGGCCGGCCACCGAUGAAUCGUGCCCCGUACCGUGGCCGACUGUCCGCGAAGGAAAUGUCCACCCGUUCGUCUGCCGGUGGACCGGGCGGUGCGGACGACACCGACGGGCAAAUGAUCAAGGUGAGCCUGAACAUCACCGAGGAGGUAAAGCUGAAAGGUUCUGCCAACGCCUGGAAGCCAUCGUUCAUGAUGCCGAAGGUAAAGUUGGAUCCCGAAACGGAGGCAACCCAGCAGCUGUCGCGUGAGUUCCGCAGCGCACUGAACAAACUGACGCCCGAAAACUUUGGCGUGCUGAAGGAACAGAUCAAGCAGCUAACGAUUGAUACCGAGGAGCGGUUGGGCAACUGUAUCAAAAUUCUGUUCGAGAAGGCCAUCAUGGAGCCGAACUUUUCCGACACAUACGCGCAAUUGUGCAAGGAGCUCGGUACGGAAAUCAUUGUCAAGACAAAAGGAUCGGACACGGUGAUGAAUCUGAAGCGUCAGCUAAUCUCGCAGUGUCAGGUGGAGUUCGAGAAGCACCAUAAGGAGUGCAAAACAAACACGGAUCUGCAGGAACAGAACGAAAAGCGCACGGAACAGGGCGAACAGACGGCGGAACAGACCGAAGAGAUGAAGAUGGAGCUCGAAGAACAGACGAAUCGCAUUCGAAGGCGAGCCCUCGGCACGAUUCGAUUCAUCGGUGCGCUAUACAAACAGGAGCAGCUCGGUACGAACACGAUGGUAAGCUGCGUCAUGCUGCUACUGCAGGACAGCAUGCUGGACGAGGAAUCGCUCGAGUGUGUCUGCAAGCUGCUCACGACAAUCGGGGCGCGCAUCGAGGACUCGCAGGGCCGCACGUUGCAGGAUUGCUUCGACAAGCUGCAGCAGAUAUCGGAACGUAAAAAACUACUGUCGAACGGUGAACCGGUGUGUAACCGUAUCCGGUUCAUGAUCAUGGAUCUGCUCGAUCUGCGUAAGGAUAAAUGGCGAGGGAAGCAUGCGCAGCACGCACCGAAAACGAGAGUCCAGAUCCAGCGCGAAGUGGAAGCGGAAGAGAACAAGAACUGGAUGCUCAGCUAUAAGCUGCCCCGUGGCCGUACCGGUGGUGACCGUGAUGGAGGUGGUGGAGGCGGAAGUGCCUCGAAGAACAAGCGUUUGGUCGAUGAAGAUGGAUUUGUGCUACCUGUCAACAAUCGCAAUAACAAUACCUGGACCAUGCCAUCGAUUGACCCGAAGAAGAUAAACCUUGCGGUUUCCAAACCUCCCGGUGAGACACGUCUCGGAUCAGCCUCUAUGUUCCAGGGUUGGAAUAAAACAACCAAUGUGUUCGCAUCGCUGAACCCGGAAGACGCGGCUGCACAACCACCGAGCUUCUUCGGUGCAUCCGGCCCGAUGGGCGGUGGUGGCAGCAGUGGCGGCAGCGGCAGUGGCAGCGGUGGUGGCCCCAAAUCUAACAACAAGAAAGGUGGUGGCGGUGGCGGUGGAGGUGGAGGAAACAAUUCCAAAAAACAUUACCAGGGCCGCAGCAGUAGCUAUUUCUGA